Neopsephotus bourkii (Bourke's parrot) is the source of this 1847-nucleotide messenger RNA. RefSeq names its product BPI fold-containing family B member 4-like. Lineage: Eukaryota; Metazoa; Chordata; Aves; Psittaciformes; Psittacidae. The record is from RefSeq and is a predicted model, not a curated record. Bases 144 to 1847 code for a protein of 567 amino acids. The transcript is spliced from 13 exons. Gene Ontology annotation, molecular function: lipid binding.
AAGCCAGAAGAUGGCAUUCUUGAGAAAAGGUUUGUAAAGAGGGAAAACAUCUUUUAUUAGACACUGGGCAUGUUUUGUCCUAACCCGCACCAGACGGGUUUGUUUAGCACUUGCCUUUCUUGCCUUUUGAUCUCUAGUAAAUAAUGACUGCUAUGUGCAUAGCGGUGGGUGUGUUUCCUCUGCCCAGAUUGCAAUACGAAGGCAGGAGCAAGAUUGUGGACAGCAUCCUUCAGAAAGUGCUGUCAGGUCUGUUACCAGGACCGAAGAUGUCUCCGUUCUGGGCUGUCUUCCUCCUCUGCAGCCUGAUGACCCCUUCACAAGGAUAUAGAAUCAUGCCCUUGGCUCCGCAGAUGCAUGUAGAUGAUAUUAAAGAUUCUCUGGCCAAACGUGACGUCCGGAAACCUAAAGGUGGUCUCCUUGGUGGCAACCUGCUUGGUGGUCUCCUUGGAGGAAAUGGUCUCCUUGGUGGUGUCCUUGGGCAAGAUGGUCUCCUCGGAGGAGAAGGCCUCCUUGGUGGUGUCCUUGGACAAGAUGGUCUCCUCGGAGGAGAUGGUCUCCUUGGUGGUGUCCUUGGACAAGAUGGUCUCCUUGGAGGAGAUGGUCUCCUUGGUGGUGUCCUUGGACAAGAUGGUCUCCUUGGAGGAGAAGGCCUCCUUGGUGGUGUCCUUGGACAAGGUGGUCUCCUUGGAGGAGAUGGUCUCCUUGGGGGUGUCCUUGGACAAGAUGGAGUCCUUGGAGGUCUCCUUGGUAAAGAUGGUGUCCUUGGAGGUCUCCUUGGCAAAGAUGGUGUUGUUGAUGGUCUCCUUGGCAAAGAUGGUCUUGUUGAUGGUCUCCUUGAUGCUGUCCUUAACAUUCUUUUUGGCGAAGGUGGUCUCCUUGGCAAAAAUGGUCUCGUUGGCAAUCUUCUUGGUGGAAAUGGUGAUCUCACAGGGCUCAGGAUCCUCAACAACACCCUCCCCAGAAUAAGCCUGCGCUCGCUGCCCGGCUUUGGGCACCAGGUGGACUUCAACACCCGGCUGCUGAUAGACAGCUCCAGCAUCCCGGGCUUGCCGCGCUGCGUGCAGGUGGAAGCAGAUGUGGGUGCACUGGUCCAGGACAAGUGGGCAGCCCCCCAGAGCACCCAGGAAUGCCAGACUGUUGACGUAAACGUCAGUGUGAGCCCCAAAGUGCCUGUCCUGGAUGAGGCUCUAAAACGCUUCCUCAGUGAUGUGCUGCGGGAGAUGGGGUGCAACAUCAUCAACACCAGGCUCAGUGUGGUGAGCUCGCUGCUCGGCUCCAGGACCCCCGCGCUCCCACUGGGGGCUCUGGGAGAUCUGCCCAACUUCUCCAUCCUCGGUGCUGACACCAUCCAGCUGGAUCUCGAUCUCCCUGUCGGGGACACGGAGGGUGCUGUGGGGGCCCCCACCACGCAGGGACCCCCCCUCACUGCCAACCUGCUGCUGGCCACCAGGCGCCCGCCUCAGCUCAGCCUGUCCCAACGUGCCCUCGGCGUCCUGCUGGAGCUGGCCCAGGAGCAGGGAGCCUUCAACCGCAGCAUCACCAGCUCCAUGGUGCCCAAUAGCAUCUCGCUGUCCACAUCUGCCCUCCUCCCGCUCAUCCCCCAGCUCGCCAAGGUCCUCCCCGGCUCCCUGCCCCUGGAGCUGCGCGUGCGGGUGGCCAACGAGCCAGUGGUCACCGUGAGGGAUGGGAAAGCCACCGCCACCCUCAAAGCCUCCAUCGACGUCCUCAGCCCUGCCCUGCAGUCUGCCCAGAAGCUGCUCUUCUCCCUGGAUGCGGACAUCGUUCUGAGCAUCACCCCAUCAGUCUCCGACGGCAAACUCCAAAUGUCUGUGGCUCUGGACAGGUAG